AUCUCUCCCCAGGACCCGCUACAUCAGCACCGAGCUGGGCAUCAGGCAGAGGCUGCUGGUGGCAGUGCUGACCUCACAGGCCACGUUACCCACUCUGGGCGUGGCCAUGAACCGCACGCUGGGGCACCGGCUAGAGCGCGUGGUGUUCCUGACAGGCUCUCGGGGCCGUAGGGCACCACCAGGCAUGGCUGUGGUAACUUUGGGCGAGGAGAGGCCCAUCGGCCACCUACACCUGGCACUGCGCCACCUGCUGGAGCAGCACGGGGACGACUUUGACUGGUUCUUCCUAGUACCUGACACCACCUACACCGAGGCUCACGGACUGGUGCGCCUAGCUGGCCGCCUCAGCCUGGCAGCUGCUGCCCACCUCUACCUGGGCCGGCCCCAGGACUUCAUCGGUGGAGAGCCCGCCCCGGGCCGCUAUUGCCACGGUGGCUUUGGGGUACUUUUGUCACGCACACUGCUGCAGCAGCUGCGCCCCCAUCUGGAAGGCUGCCGCAAUGACAUUGUCAGUGCGCGUCCAGAUGAGUGGCUGGGACGUUGCAUCCUUGAUGCCACUGGGGUGGGCUGCACUGGCGAACACGAGGGAGUACAUUAUAGCUACCUGGAGCUGAGCCCUGGGGAGUCCGUGCAGGAGGGGGACCCUCGUUUCCGCAGCGCCCUGACUGCCUACCCUGUGCGUGACCCUGUGCACAUGUACCAGCUGCAUAAGGCUUUUGCCCGAGCUGAGCUGGAACGCACAUACCAGGAGAUCCAGGAAUUGCAGUGGGAGAUCCAGAACACCAGCCGUCUGGCAGCUGAUGGGGAACGGGCAGCCGCUUGGCCCGUGGGCAUUCCAGCACCAUCCCGCCCAGCCUCUCGCUUUGAGGUGCUGCGCUGGGACUAUUUCACUGAGCAGCAUGCUUUCUCCUGUGCUGAUGGUUCGCCCCGCUGCCCUCUCCGGGGGGCUGACAGGGCCGAUGUGGCCGAUGUCCUGGGGGCAGCCUUGGAAGAGCUCAACCGCCGCUACCACCCAGCCCUGCAGCUCCAGAAGCAACAGCUGAUUAAUGGCUACCGACGCUUUGAUCCUGCUCGGGGUAUGGAGUACACGCUGGACUUGCAGCUGGAGGCGCUGACCCCCCAGGGUGGCCGCCGACCCCUCACUCACAGGGUACAGCUGCUACGGCCACUGAGCCGUGUGGAGAUCUUGCCUGUGCCCUACGUCACUGAGGCCUCACGUCUCACUGUGUUACUGCCUCUGGCUGCAGCUGAGCGCGACCUGGCCCCUGGCUUCCUGGAGGCCUUCGCCACAGCAGCUCUGGAGCCUGGUGAUGCUGCGGCAGCUUUGACCCUGCUGCUACUGUAUGAGCCACGACAGGCCCAGCGGGCAGCCCAUGCAGAUGUCUUCGCACCUGUCAAGGCCCAUGUGGCAGAGCUAGAGCAGCGUUUCCCCGGUGCCCGGGUACCCUGGCUCAGUGUGCAGACAGCUGCCCCAUCACCACUGCGCCUGAUGGAUCUACUCUCCAAGAAGCACCCACUGGACACGCUGUUCCUGCUGGCCGGGCCGGACACGGUGCUCACGCCCGACUUCCUGAACCGCUGCCGCAUGCACGCCAUCUCCGGCUGGCAGGCCUUCUUUCCCAUGCACUUCCAGGCCUUCCACCCAGCCGUGGCCCCACCACAGGGCCCCGGACCUCCGGAGCUGGGCCGAGACACAGGUCGCUUUGAUCGCCAGGUGGCCACUGAGGCCUGUUUCUAUAACUCUGACUAUGUGGCAGCCCGAGGGCGGCUAGCAGCGGCCUCGGAGCUGGAGGAGGAGCUCCUGGAGAGCAUGGAUGUGUAUGAGCUGUUCCUGCGCUUCUCCAGCCUGCAUGUGCUGCGGGCAGUGGAGCCGGCACUGCUGCAGCGCUACCGGGCCCAGACAUGCAGUGCGCGGCUCAGUGAGGACCUGUACCAUCGCUGUCGCCAGAGCGUGCUGGAGGGCCUGGGCUCCCGCACCCAGCUCGCCAUGCUGCUGUUUGAGCAGGAGCAAGGCAACAGCACCUGACCUCACCCGGUACCCCAAAACCCUGGCCUGGCGGUGCUUCUCCCCCAACCACCUGGAGUCACCUGUCGGCCUCCCUGGACAGGACUGUCCACAGCCUCAGACUCCAGGACAGCCCACUGGCCCUUUCUCUCUAGCUUGUGGGCCCUCGGGCUUAGGACAAGCCCUGUGGGAGGUGCCCUCAGAGCCACCCCUUCCUGUCCCAAACCCCUGCCCCUGACACUGCUGAUUCAAGCUGUGGCCGCAAUAUUUAUGUAGUGCAGUCUGCCUGACGCCAGGCCUUCCUCCAAGUCCUGGGGGCUGGGCUGUAGAUGACUUGUGGGAAUGGGGGAGCUGAGAGAGGAGCGUGGGGCAUCUCCUAGCUUCUCCCUUCUGGACCCCGAUGAAGCUCUCUGCCUUUAAUAAACUGGCUGAGUGUGGACCGCUGA
Messenger RNA from Miniopterus natalensis, 2451 nucleotides. NCBI's taxonomy places the organism in Eukaryota, Metazoa, Chordata, Mammalia, Chiroptera, Miniopteridae. The record is from RefSeq and is a predicted model, not a curated record.